AUGAAACUUACAUCAGCCUCCUUUGUUUCAGAACCAAGCAGUGAAACCAGCAACGGCCAUCCAUGGGGACGAAGCCACACCAACACUGUCACCACAAGCAACAAAGAACGAGCAGACAAAGAGAAAGAACGCACGGUACCUCCAUCCAUUCAACACAGAAUAAGCAACCCAUCAGAACCAGAACUACUCGCGAGAAUAAAACAACCAAAGCGAAUCUCAGUCCGAACCAGAAGCGACCAUCCAAACGUAGGGAACAGGAUAGCUACCCCGUAG
Messenger RNA from Puccinia graminis f. sp. tritici CRL 75-36-700-3, 273 nucleotides. RefSeq lists its product as uncharacterized. The transcript has 3 exons. The record is from RefSeq and is a predicted model, not a curated record. NCBI's taxonomy places the organism in Eukaryota, Fungi, Basidiomycota, Pucciniomycetes, Pucciniales, Pucciniaceae. Bases 1 to 273 code for a protein of 90 amino acids.